This is a messenger RNA of Haliotis rubra (blacklip abalone), 6715 nucleotides long. Its product is annotated as selenocysteine insertion sequence-binding protein 2-like. The record is from RefSeq and is a predicted model, not a curated record. Gene Ontology annotation, cellular component: ribonucleoprotein complex. The transcript has 18 exons. Gene Ontology annotation, biological process: selenocysteine incorporation. Bases 135 to 3908 code for a protein of 1257 amino acids. Gene Ontology annotation, molecular function: ribonucleoprotein complex binding; mRNA 3'-UTR binding; selenocysteine insertion sequence binding. NCBI's taxonomy places the organism in Eukaryota, Metazoa, Mollusca, Gastropoda, Lepetellida, Haliotidae.
UCACGUGACAGGGCAAUGCACUUCCGGUAAAUAUUGUGAAAUGUAUUCGAUAACAUUUCCAAAAUAAGGAUAGCAUUCAAAAUGAUACCGAUACAUUACUGCUAUUUCAUUAUACAGAAAGGACAUAUCCUGAAAUGACGGAUUCAUCAAACGUCCAGUCGUCGUCCCUGUCAGUGGAUGCGCCGGUCUUCACUCCGGGAAGUUAUGGUGCCAAUGUGGGCGUGGCCUCACCUGCCAGUCACACUGACGGACAGCUAGGGGGGGUGCCCCUAACAGAGGUGCCAGGCUACAUCACAAGCUGCUUCCCCUUUAUACAGCCCGAUCAGGGACCAAGGGGAAAUAGCAAGUGGGGGGCACCUGGCGGGGGGCGUGGACGUGGUACCGGAAGGUCAUUUACAGGACGAGGAGGCAAGUCACGGGGCAGAGGCAUCGGCAACUCUUCUUACCUUAGUCAGCACUGGUCAACCAAUGUACAGGGCUACGUGCCCCCCGGCCAGAACCUGCAGGGGAUGACCUUCGACGGGGGCACAGCCACAGGCAUGGGGGACGGCCUGCUACCUACCCCCUUGUUUACCCCCAGCUCCGGGCAGCCAGGGAUGAAUGGAUACAAUAAUAAUUAUGGAAUGUAUGGUAUAAGCUCAAUACAUCAACAGAUGGCGUCACCUUCGACGUGGAAUAACUUUCCUACAUCACAGGGAAACAAGUUCUCAUCAAAUGUGAAAACCAAGCAGGUCGACUCUGGGAACUACACAUCAGCACAGAAUCAUGAUAAAACAUGGCCGCCUAACUCAUUUGUUGGUUGUCAUGACGACAGUAAAUCAAGAUCAAGACCCCGGACAAUCAUUUGUAAAGAUAUUUCUGUUCAAACAGAUUUCUCAGAUGAACUCGCUGCCUUGACUCUUUCCCAAAGACCAAAUGCCUUGUACACUGUUUCUCAUUCAUGGAAAAGGAAGGAGAAAAACAGUUCCGAUUCCAACAUUGUGUCUUACACAUCCGACUCGGAAGUGGACUCCGACAGUGGGUACAGUAGUCCCUUACAUCGGAGAAAUGUUCGGUCCAAUGGAACUGACCCAGUCGGUCCGUUGUUACUCCCUACGCACCCAGAACCGGAACAUGGACGCAACUUGUUUGGACGUAACCAUAGCACCAAGUCACCUCAAAGUGGGCAGCAAUUGACUUACGCAACGAUUGCUCAACAAAAACCUGGCUCGCGGAGAACGUUAAGUUACAGUGAUGUAGCUGCGUCUCAGCUAAUCGCCACCUGUGAUAACACAAAUCUACCUUCUCAAAGCCCUGUUACUGUGAUACCUGUAAAUAAUGAAUCGGACGUUAACGAGGGCAUGCAGAAGGCAGAGGGAGGGAAAAGACGUCGAAGACGGAGAAACAGGAAGAGGAAAAAGAAGACACAAGAGGACGGGGGACAAAGUGAUGGAUUGUCUGUGACCGGGAGGACGUUCUCAAGCUCAAAUGUGUCACGCACUUCGGAUGUUACUUUACAUUUUGAGGAUGAUAGUGAGUUCCCGGAUCUGUAUCCUAGCAACGUGGAAUCUGGUCAGGAGCGGGAUGUGGAUAUUAUCUCACGCCAGAGCUCCAUAUCUUACAGUCAGAUCCUGAAGUCGAGUCCAAGUUCACAUGUAUCUCGAUGUUCGUCACGUCAGUCAGAUGAUUUUGAUUUGAGUCGUGAACAGACUGGAGAUGAAAAUACUGAUAACUGGCAAGACUCAAAACAGGAAUCCAAGAGUGCUCGGAAACGGAGGAAACGGAGAGAGCUUGCCAACAAGGCAGCAGAGGUUGAGUUGGCAGAGAUCAGCCUGGAACAGCAGAUGCUGAAGGAGCUGAGUCUCAAACCCAAACAGGGCCUCACAGGAAGUCAGGAGGGGAGUUCUGGCAAGUCACAGAAGACUUCCAAGCAAGGGGGAAUAAUCUCAGAGCCAUCUGUGGUGCAAGAGUCCAAGAAAGAUGCCAGAGGAGGAGGAGGGAAGAAGUCAAAACAACCAAUUGCAUUUGAUAUUGGUGCUAUGAUCACUGCACUGGAGAAGAAGAAAGAGGUGAACCUGGAAGAGGAGAGGAAGAGCCCUGGACGGAAGAAAGAGGAGAAGCUGCAGUCCAAAGUGUCAGCCAAUAUCUUGGAUUCAUCCGCACCUGCCAAACGAGGAAAAGAGAGAGAAAAUGCAAAGCCCAAGAAACCAAGUCCCUUGAAGAAGGUGAUCCUGAAAGAGCGGGGAGCAGAAGAAGAAGAUGCGGCUUCUGGACGAUGUGGCAGGAGUGUUCACACAGGACCGCCUGUGGGUAUUGGCGUGGUUAAUGCGGAGAGUGACCUGUCACAAGACGGUUUGAGUUCCAAGAGUUCGAUGGAGCUUGGCAACGGAGCAUCAACCAGUGCCGACCUGUCCCCCAUCAGCCAAACGUCCCCAAUUUCCAUGAGCCCGCUGUCCCCUGGGACUAGCCCCCUCAGCUCUGGCGUCAACAGCCCCAUCACCGGCGGCCACAGCAAGGACCUCAAGGCAAUGAUGAAAAUACACAGUCGCAGGUUCAGAGAGUACUGUAACCAGGUACUGGACAAGGACAUCGACAUGUGCUGCACAGAGUUCCUCCAGGACCUGGUCCGAUUCCAGGACCGCAUGUUCCACAAGGACCCUGUGAAGGCGAAGAUGCGGCGGAGGCUGGUGUUGGGGCUGCGGGAGGUGACAAAGCACCUGAAGCUGAAGAAAAUCAAGUGUGUCAUUAUCUCACCCAACUUGGAGAAGAUCCAAUCAAAAGGAGGUCUUGACGACGCCCUCAACAACAUCCUCAACAUGUGCCAGGACCAGAACAUCCCCUUCGUGUUUGCCCUGGGUCGCCGCGCUCUGGGUCGGGCGUGUGCUAAGCUGGUUCCUGUCAGCUGUGCUGGAGUAUUUAACUAUGAUGGCUGUGAAGAGACGUUCAACAAGCUGAUGGACUACACAGAGAAGGCACGGCAGGCGUACAAUGAGAUGGUCCUGUGCAUUGAGAAGGAGAUGGAGGACAACCCCCACCGCGGCACAGCCCACAUCUACGCUCACAUGGGACACUCCCGAACACCAUCGGGAUGCAGUGUCAUGUCGUUCACCAGCAGCAUACUCUCGGAACCAAUCUCGGAGAACUACCCCCACUCUGAACCCGAGACAGACAGUAAGGGCUAUGAAAUAGUCAAGGAUGUCCCACAAAGCAGUUAUCUUAUUGUUGAAAAUGGCCUGCAUCCUGAAGUGAAGGCUGCUCCAAGCUUUCCAUCGUCAGUGGAUGAGAUAGAUGACGGGAACGAGGCAGACACAGAAGACUGCUCAGAUGUCCCUGUUAAAGUUCCCAAUGAAAAGAGUUCACCUCAGGAUGAUAGAAUGGCAGGUGAAAGUGAGGCUGAAAACGAGAGUGAUGCUGCAGGUGAUUCUGAGGAUGAAGAGGAGGAUGAGCUUUCAGAAAGUGAUGACACAGCCAGUUCCCAGCAUGCAUCUGACACCGUGGAGGAGCUGCCACAUAUCGACUCCAUCCACACAGGAAACUUUGAUCUCAGUGCUGAAAUUCUCUCUCAACAUUCUGGCCGCACUUUGGAUAGAAGCGAGGUGAUGUCGACCCACUCAUCACGGACAAUCGGCGACGGGAGCUCAACCAUCAUGACGGACUUGAUAGGGAUGGAUAGGAGCAAGUCCGAUGUCACAAAGCCGUGUGAGAGUCCAGUGCCCGGUCAGACUCGCCUGAAGCUGAGUGAUAACGACCGCAUACAGAGCUGGGUGGAUGCGUCCAAUACAAAUCUCUCUGGAGUGGAGGAGAACUCAGAUAUCGAUACUGUGCACAGCGGAAGCGUAACAGAGUCGGAAAAUGAAUCUGAGAGUCAAGGCUAUGUGAAAGGUCAGCCUCUUAAACCAAUCAGUGAGUCGGGAGAAGGCGACCUUUAGCAAUCAGUGAUGACCAUGCAAUAACCCUUGUGUGUAUAUAUAUAUACCGUCGGCAUACAACUCUCAAACAAACACAUAUGUUGAUUGUGGAAUGAGAGUAUUGGUAUUUUGUUAUGUCUUGGUUGGGGAUAAAUUCAGAAUUAUAAUUCAUAUGGUAACCUUGACCUUCUAGCCAUUUUAUAUCACAGAGUUGUGUCUAUCAGCAAGGCCUAGUCUUGAAGAUAGAGAUCACAAGUUUCAGAUUUUCAUCGUUAAUCCUACAAAUUUUCAUUCUGUUUUGAUGUGUGCAACCAAUGUCUCGUUGUCAUUCCCUCAUUAAUCUGACAAAUUAUCGUUGAAACGGAUAGAUGUGGCAUUAGACCCUUCCAUACACCACUGUGGCUGACAACUGUGGUUCAGAUUGUGUAGAUCGAUGCUCAUGCUGUUGAUCACUGGAUUGUCUGGUUAAGACUCGAUUCUUUACAGACUGCCGCCAUAUAGCUGGAAUAUUGCUGAGUGCGGCGUAAAACUCAACUCACUCACUCACUCACAACUGUGGUCAUUGUUUGACAGUUGCUAUGCAGGCCCCCCAGCCUAUGUUCUGUUGAAUUGCGUGUGUGGUGUGUCUGUGUGCAGCUUCCCACUAAAUGGCACUUCUUAAUUUUUAUAACAAAAAAUCAUCAUAUCGCCAUGGUGAUGAUAAUUGUGAUCAUACUGACAAUCAUGGAGUUUGUUAACUGUUUAUUGUUUGUGUUACCUGGCAACCUGUAGUUCUGUACAGGAACUUGUUGUGGGAAGGAGGACUGCUCUAUUUAUUGUUGGAAUCUGAAUGCAUCCUGUGCACCUUCUUCACCCAUCUCACACACACACCAGUGUUAAUGGAGACCACUGACAAAUAAUCUAAGGCAUUGUAAAAACAGGAAUUGAAAUUGUGAAUAUUUAUUUUCAUUGUGCUUAAUGAUUUUUGUAUUUUGAAAAGUGUGUUUGGUGAUUACAGGCUUUGCAGGAACAUAAUUCACUUCCUGAAGAUAUUACUGCAUGGACUGUGUUAUAUUGUUAAAGUUUUCAGACAUUUUCUGGUAUAAAUAUAGCUGUAGUGUUUCUGUCUCUAUCAACUCUUAUAAAGAAGCAAAUAAAAGUAUGAUUAAGGGUUAUCUCCCUGUGUUGUUUUGGUGGCAAUUGCUGAUUGGUCAGAAGUGUAAGUAGUGACUGCUGUCUGGUGUUUAUGUGUAGCUUUACUGGCCAGUCAAGCAAGUGUCAUUUCUAAACUAUAAAUACUGGCCAAUCAAGCAAGUGUCAUUUCUACAAUAUAAAUACUGGCCAAUCAAGCAAGUGUCAUUUCUACACUAUAAAUACUGGCCAAUCAAGCAAGUGUCUACACUAUAAAUACUGAAACAAGAUGUUAAUUACUACUGGAAUAAAGUAACUGUGCGUUAUUUGUUGUUAUGCCAUUUUUCAAUCCAAAAGGUAAUUACAUGAUUUGUGGUGUUUUCCUUAAUCACUGAUUAACUGUUGACUGGAUAAUAUCGAAAUCUGUAUGAUCGUGACACGCACUUUAAGAGAUGUGGUGUCAAAAGUCAGUUCACAAAUUCAGUUUCGUGUCUGUCUGUCUGUUGAUGCAGGCUUGACACUGACGACAUUGUUGUUGUUCCAUGUCUGGACCAGCGCUUGUCCCAGUUCAGCUGACGUCAAUGGCUGACUCUGGGCUUGACGUAAGCGUCUCUCCAUUUCAUCCCAAGCGUGCUCGAUAGACGACAGGUCCGGAGAAACAGCUGGCUAGGGGAGUACUGGAAUGUUCUGCUGUCUCAGGAAAUCUGGCAUGACUUAAGUGCAGUUUAGGUUGAAAUUAGCAUGUUUUCCACAAGAUUCAGAGGCUAGAGUGUAAUCAACCGUUCUUCAUUUUCAAUAUCAAGUAUGUGAACUCCACGUUUAAAAAAGCACGAAAAAAGACGAAGUGCACGAGCCAAGCACUAUACGUGAUAUGAAAUUUCAUGCACAGUGCUUUGCUACAUGUUUAUUUAGGGUUAUUUUUCUAACUUUUCAAAUAACUUUUAUUUUAUGCAAUUUUAUGUUAUGCACAGUUACUUUUUUCCGUUAUGAUAGUUUGUAUUUUACAUAGGCUAAGUACAGUGCAGUAUUUUUUACCUGAAAUUAUGCAGGUAUGUUGAUAUCUAUUUUUUUGACAAUGAUACAAUAUUAAUGAUGUCUAUUUUCCUAUUACUCCGCAAUUUCCGGUUUUCAGCUUUUUCAGCAGAUUAUGUGUCAAGGUUUUCUGUUAAAUAUGUUAGUCAGUAUUGCUGAAAUGGCCAAGCAGGUUGUCUGGUGAUGAAGUGGCCAAACAGGUUGUCUGGUGAUUAAAUGGCCAAGCAGGUUGUCUGGUGAUGAAGUGGCCAAACAGGUUGUCUGGUGAUGCCAAAUGUUUAAAACGUUUUGAUACAAGUCAUUCAGCAGUCAUCACCCGAUGGCUUGAUCAUCACACUCACCAUUCACCAAUGUAUUCAUCAUCAGUUAUCCUUCAACAGGUGCCCCCUAUGCAGAUGCCCCCUGAACAGGUGCCCCUUCAGCAGAUCCAUGGAUACCAUAAACAUUCUAUCAAAGUUAUGCUAAUCUAUACAGGUACUUAGAGAUCAUUCAAAGGUCAUCUGAAAGUAAAUCCUCAUCUAUCUCAAACUCUGGAGUAACAGUGAAUGUUUGGGAAUCAAAUGGAAGACUUCUGAAAACAUUGUAAGACACUGUUACCCGCUAUUUCCCCCUCACUACUGCUUGCUGCAAUUUACAUGUGGUUUGAAUAAGUUGUACACAAUAGAAUAAAGUUUCACAAAGCUCCA